Messenger RNA from Misgurnus anguillicaudatus (oriental weatherfish), 1957 nucleotides. RefSeq lists its product as uncharacterized. Gene Ontology annotation, molecular function: RNA polymerase II cis-regulatory region sequence-specific DNA binding; DNA-binding transcription factor activity, RNA polymerase II-specific. The record is from RefSeq and is a predicted model, not a curated record. NCBI's taxonomy places the organism in Eukaryota, Metazoa, Chordata, Actinopteri, Cypriniformes, Cobitidae. Gene Ontology annotation, biological process: regulation of transcription by RNA polymerase II.
UCAUCACUACAUUAAUUAUACCCCAGUAAUAUUUAUAAAAUAAAGUUAAAUGAAAAUACGCAGCGAAGAGUUAAAAGUCUAUCUGGCCAAUCAGAAGCCGUAUGUGCGGUUAAACCCCGCCCUUUUUGUAAACCGUAUCACAAUGCGGUUGGUCGAUCUAUUCUGAGGAGGAAACGCGUGGUUUAUAAACAACUGGACGCGUGCAAUGAUCCGAUUCCGUUCGCUUUUAUUUUCUUUUGGACUUAAAACACAUAAAGCUUAAAAGAGACUCGCUCUCGGGUUUAUUUUGUUGGAGAAUUGUAGCAGAAAUGUCGUCCUGCUCUUUCCAGACGCAGUUAAUGUCCAUCAUGGAGCUUCUGGCCAAAGCGGCGAUAUCAGAAAUCCACCGGCACGUGGACGACAACUGCGCGUUCAUGAGAGUGGAGCUGAGUCGCAGCCGAAAGGACAUCGAUGCUCUGAAGAGGAAAUGCGUCAUGAUGGAGAGUGAACUGAGGAGGGUCAAAGGACGCGCUAAGAGGAGAGUGUGGAUCAGUGGGACAUUAGAUCGAUAUCCUACACCCCUCAGGACCGGCUGUGUCAGAGAUGAUGAUGGUGAUGAGGAUGUCAUCAGAGAUGAAGAUCCAGAACCCAUUCUCAAUAUCCAUCAGGUGGUCCAGGUUCUGGAUGAUAAAAUGAAAAUUCCUGUGAUCAAGCAAGAAAGAGAUGAAGAAGAGCGAGGCGGCGCUGAGAGAGAUGCAUUAAACAAUUCAUACAAUCUCGAGCAGAACAUCCAACCACAGGAGAACAUGGAGAGUCAGAAAGCUCUUUCUGGAGAUCCGGAAGUCCAAAACACAAGUUGUGUACUCACACAGACUUACGCAGAACUUGUUGAACAGGUGGAACUUGAUGAGGGUUGUCGAAGCGAUCUGGGACUGCAUGUCAAAGUGGAAAGAGAUAUUAAAGAAGAGGGGAACUUAAAAACAGAGGGAUCUGAAUCCAGCAUGGGUCCAGGAGAUCACCUGAGGUAUGCACUUGUCCAGAGAGAUGCUCAGCUGUGGCCAUCCGUCCCUGAAUCUGUCCAGCGAGAAAACACAGAACGAACGUUUUCCACGUCCAUCUUCUCACAGCCUGAUCACAGAACACAGAUGGAGCCUCAAAAGUCUGGACAGGUCAAUGCAGAAGACCAGGACCACCCAACCUGGUGUGGUGAGGGCACACAGGAGUUGGGUCACAUGACACACUGUGAUGUGCAGAGUUUAGCUGGUGUUUCAUAUAACAUGCUGCAUGAAUCCAACAUGCCAACAAACGUGUUUCCACCGCAUGGUGGUCUUGGAGAGCUCGGUGCCGGGCGCAAACUUCGGACUCACAGGCGCUCGAGCGUGGAUGCGAUAAAGCGAUUUAGCUGCUCUUUCUGUGAAAAGAGCUUUAAACGAUUCGAUCAGUUGAAGGAACAUCUGCGCAGUCACACAGGUGAGAAACCGUACACGUGCAUCCAGUGCGGGCGCAGCUUCACCAAACAUUGCAACUUAAUUCGACACACCGCGGUACACAGCGGCGAGAAACCGUUUCUGUGCAUUCAGUGUGGAAAAUCUUUUACACGUCGAUCCAGUCUGAAGUCACAUCAGAGGAUCCACUCAGAUGAUGAUACAGUCAGUGGUGGGAAUGGCUGAGGAGAAUUGUUAUGGAUUAAAUUUGCAGUUUGGACAUUUGCGUUUCGAUGCUAUUUCGUGGAUUAAAGAUGGUCCUCUACAUUUUGAACUUUCCCUUUCCUACCCCCUUGAAAUGAACUUCUGGCCCUGUUAUGUUUGUAUUUUUUUAAAGAGGGAAUAUGUAAAAACAACAAACAGGCCUUACAAACAAGUAAAACAUACUCUUAGUAGUAAUGUGUAGAUAAAAUGUUUUGUAAGAUUACACUUGUGUGAAAAUGUGUUUGCAGUUAUUUUGUUAAAGGUGUCAUUAAAUGUUUUUAUUUACAGUU